This is a messenger RNA of Talaromyces marneffei, 1506 nucleotides long. RefSeq lists its product as uncharacterized. Gene Ontology annotation, molecular function: mannitol dehydrogenase activity. The coding region runs from base 1 to 1506 and encodes 501 amino acids. The transcript has a single exon. The record is from RefSeq and is a predicted model, not a curated record. NCBI's taxonomy places the organism in Eukaryota, Fungi, Ascomycota, Eurotiomycetes, Eurotiales, Trichocomaceae.
AUGGCUGCCGUCAAGCUCAACAGCACCAACUUGGAGAAGAUUUCGGCGACAGGCAAGGCGCAGGUCCCAACCUACCGCCGUGAUGCCGCCGUCAAGGAGGGAAUCGUCCAUAUUGGUGUGGGCGGCUUCCACCGAGCUCAUUUGGCCGUUUACAUCAACCACCUGAUGCAAAAGCAUGGAGUGUCUGACUACGCCAUCUGUGGCGUUGGGCUGCAGCCCUUUGAUGUCAAAAUGCGCGAUGCAUUGAGAUUGCAGGACCAUUUGUAUACUGUUGUCGAACGCUCGGCGAAAGGAAAUUCUGCCCAUGUAAUUGGCAGCAUCAAUUCUUACCUCUUCGCGCCUGAUGAUCGCGAAGCUCUCGUUGCCAAGAUGGCCGAUCCCGACACGCAUAUUGUGUCACUCACCAUCACUGAAUCUGGCUACUACUACAACGAGAACACACAUGAACUGCAGGUUGAUCACCCUGAUAUUCAGUCUGACCUUAACCCAGCCAACAAGAACACACCGCGAACUACUUUCGGCUUUCUUUACGCCGCUCUAGAGCGACGCUACCAGCAAGGACUUAAGCCCUUCACUGUUAUGUCAUGCGAUAAUAUGCAAAAGAAUGGCUCUAUCACACGGCAUAUGCUCGAAUCCUUUGCACGUCUACGGAACCCUGAGGUUGCAAAGUGGAUUUCCGAGUGUGGAGCUUUCCCUAACUCCAUGGUUGAUCGCAUUACCCCGCAAACGUCUGCGAUUGACAAAAAAAAACUAGUGGAUGAAUUCGGCAUUGAGGAUGCAUGGCCUGUUGUUACGGAGCCUUUUAUGCAAUGGGUUAUUGAGGACCAAUUUUCCGAUGGACGCCCAGCUUUCGAAAAAGUCGGUGUGCAGGUCGUUAGGAAUGUCCAUGAUGUUGAGUUAUUCGAGAAACAUAAGUUACGGCUGCUUAAUGCUAGCCACUCUGCUAUAGGCUAUCCAGGCCAGUUGGCAGGUUUUAAGUAUGUCCACGAUGCCAUACAGAAUCCACUGUUCUAUGGUCUGGUAUGGCAGAUGAUGCAGCAGGAAGUGAAACCACUUUUGCCCGAUAUCCCCGGGGUAAAUGUUGAUGAGUAUUGCAUUACACUUAUGGAGCGUUUUUCCAACCCAACAAUUAUGGACCAGUUGCCUCGAAUCUGUCUCAAUGGCUCUGGUAAGAUUCCACAAUUUAUCAUGCCGUCCAUUGCCGAAGCAAUUUGGAUUACUGGUCCUUUCCGCCGCCUCUGUUUCGUCACAGCUGCUUGGUUUUGUUAUAUUAACGGCGUUGACAAUAACGGCGAACCUUUCGAGGUUGAUGAUCCAAUGCGUGGAGAACUCCAGAAAAUGGCUCGCGAAGGAGGCAAUAACCCAUCCAAGCUGCUUAGUAUCAAGACUCUAUUCGGUGAUGAUCUACGCAAUAGUCAGAGAUUUAUCGAAGAGGUUUCUACGGCCAUGGAAGCUAUCAAUCGGGAUGGUAUCAUGAAGACGCUUCCUCAGUACAUUGAUCAAUAA